Ilex paraguariensis (yerba mate) is the source of this 792-nucleotide messenger RNA. The record is from the annotation of a GenBank genome assembly. Lineage: Eukaryota; Viridiplantae; Streptophyta; Magnoliopsida; Aquifoliales; Aquifoliaceae.
AUGACUUCUGUGAAGUACAUAAGAAAAGAACAGAAUUUUUCUAAGUCAAAGUCUAUAGGGGAGAGGGAUUGGUUGGGGUUGGAUGGUUUGCUUUUAGCCCUUGUUUGUGCUUGUUUCAUCAUGAUUGUUAAUGAUGCAGAUGAUGAAAAUGAGGAUAGAGAGAGAAACUGUGAUUUGGGUGAUGAAGAAAGUGUUGGAAGGAGGAGAAAAUUGAGGAAAAUCAUAGUUUCUGUUCCUUCAGCCUUCAUAAUCUUUUUGUUGGGUGUGGUUUUGGCCAUUAUAAGGGGGCCUAAAGUGGUCAAGGGGUUUAAAUUUGGGCCAUCUUCUAUUGAAAUUGUGAAAAUUUCAAAGCAUUCAUGGAAGGAAGGGUUCGUAAAGGGUACAGUCCCUCAACUGUUAUUAUUAGUCUUGAAUUCAGUUAUCGCUAUCAGGGGGCUAGCUGGGCAGUAUAAAUUUGGUGGGAGGACUGGUGGUUGUGUGGCACUUCUUGGUGCAGCUAAGUUGGUUUUUGGUAGCUCUUUGGUCAAGGUUUUGAAUCAAUUUCCUGUGGGAGUCUUGGGAGUUCUUCUUUUGUUUGCUGGGAUUGAAUUGGCCAUUUGUUCAAGGGACAUGAACUCUAAAGAAGAGUCCUUUGUGAUGCUUCUGUGCACUGCUGUUUCUCUAGUGGGCUCCAGUGCAGCACUUGGCUUUUUUUGUGGGAUUGUUGCCACCUGCUUCUUAGGUUAGGAAAUUGGGGUCAUGAUCAAUCUUGUUCCACAUUGUGGCUGCAUGAAACCCAUAGCAAUUGUUUUU